GGCGGGGUGAGAGGUGAAAGAUCAGGCGGGGCGGCAGGAAGAUGGCGGUGCCGGCGGUGGUUGCCGGGCGGGGGGCGUUAUCUCCGUGAGUACUAUGGCGGCGGUGACGACGAGGCGGACGGCGCGCAGCGGCUGAGGCACCCCCGGUCCCGUCCGUGACGCUCCCGCGCCGCUGCCCCGCGCGCUCCUGUCGGUUGGCGGCGGUGCCGCCGCGCUCCCCCCCAUGAGCGGGGCGGGCGGGCUGGCGUGGCGCGCGCUGCACGCCGUGCUGCGCGCCCUGCUCUGCCUGCAGCGCGCGCUGCUCGCCUGCCUGCGCGGCCGCGUCUCCGCCGGGCCCCGCGCCUGGCUGUGGCGCCGCGCCGCCUCCGCCGCCGCCUCCUGCGCGCUCCUCGCCCCCGCCGGGGCCUUCGUCUUCCGCAAAGCCGGCGCGGCGCGGCGGCGGCCCCGGGGAGCGGCGCAGGGCCGGCAGCGGUGGCGCUCGGACGGGCGCGCCCUGCAGAAGCUACCGGUGCAUAUGGGCCUGGUGGUGACCGAGGAGGAGCCGAGCUACGCGGACAUGGCCAGCCUGGUGGUGUGGUGCAUGGCGGUGGGCAUCUCCUAUGUCAGCGUCUACGACCAUAAUGGUAUUUUCAAGAGGAAUAAUUCAAGACUGAUGGAUGAAAUCUUAAAACAGCAGCAAGAACUCUUAGGUUUAGAUUGCUCCAAGUAUACCGUGGAAUUUGCAAAUCAGGACAAAGUUGAUCAAGUUUUAAAUUGCCAAUCUACAUUGAAGGUACUGUCUCCAGAAGAUGGAAAAGCAGACAUAGUAAAAGCUGCUCAGAACUUUUGUCAGUUGGUAGCACAGCAGCAAAGAACAUACACGGACCUGGAUGUGAAUGUGUUAGACAACUUAUUAAGUAGUACAAAUGGAUUUCCUGAUCCUGAUUUGGUCUUGAAGUUCGGUCCUGUGGACAGUACAUUAGGAUUCCUGCCGUGGCACAUCAGACUGACAGAGAUUAUUUCUUUGCCUUCCCACCUGAACAUCAGCUAUGAAGACUUUUUCUCUGCCCUCCGUCACUAUGCAGCCUGUGAGCAGCGCUGGGGGAAGUGACUUCUGGCUGAGCACAUGGAGUCAUGCUUCCUGUGGGAAGGAAUUGAUGUCUGUUUACAAGCACCUGUGACCCAUAAGUCUGGUUCAUAGUCCUUUCUUAAUUUAUCAACAAAUUCAAUAAAGUGUCUUACCUUUCUAGAGAGUCUGUGUGAAUGCGUGAGAAUCUAUGGGGAGGGGGAAAUUCAGAUUUCCCUGACGAAAAAUACACUUAUUGCAAGGAAAGCUGUUCAGAGCUGAAUUACCCUCACUUUCAUAACCGAAAGAAUAUAUAAGAAUUCAAUCUUGUGAAAUCUACAGGAGAAGUUCUAUGCCCUGCAGGUCAUUAAAUCAAAGGAAAAACUCUCAUGUCAGCUUCUUUUUAAAGUAGGUGUCAAGUUCUAGAAAUACUGAGAAGGUUUCAUAAAAAGGAAUGGAAGCUUCUAUGGUAAGUGGAUUAGGUGAUCCGUGUGGCACACUCCAUCCUCUUUGUUUUGUUGCUGGUGGUGUGGUUUUCUUUUUUCUUUCUUUAAGAGGUAAAAUCAAAGUAUUCUUACAGCCCUGAGUGAAACUUCUCGUAGCAUCAGGUCAGUUUUCCAUAGGGAAUAAGCAUACAAACAGUACUGUUUGUAUACUUAUUUUCCCCGUAAAAUUCUCACCGAAGGUGACAAGCUGGCUCUGGCAUCACUUGAUGAAAAAUCUGAAAAUGGACCAGGUCCACUUCCAUGGCUGAUGCAACUUGCAUGUUGUGCUCCUGUACCCAACAGGGGAGUCUGCUUAAGCCUUUUACUGGGUUUGUUCUCAACUGCACAUUAGAAGUUUGAAUCAGAAUCUGCAGCAGACAAAGAAGAUGAAGUGAAGCUGCACUACAGUGUCUCUAAACUGAGAUAACUAAAUAGAUUCAUUAACUAAGAGGUCUUCGUUGUGGAAUGCCCUGUGUGAGUUACAUUCCUAUUGUUGGAAGUAAUUUGAAAUUGAAAGUCUUUAUAGCAGUAUUUGGACAAAGCAAUAUCUUGAGAGCUGUGUUGCUGAAGACAAACAUUAAUAUUGCAGCCUUCUGCCCUGCAGGCUGUAGAACUGUUGGACACUUCAUUCUGGAAGUGUUUCUUUUACCUUGUUUUUUUGACCUCUUCAAAAUGAGUCUGGCUUUAUCUCCUUAAAGAAAGGCAUGUCACUAGAAGGGAAAACUACUGCUUUUAAGAGGAAAGUGCCAGAUUUAAAAUGAAUGUCUGCUUCAUUGUGAAACAAUGUAUUUUAACUGUUGUAGCUUGAUGUAAUCUUAAAAGCAGAUUGCCUAAACUCUUAGCUGCAGGGUUUUGUCAUACUAAAAUCAGAUUGCAAUUACAGGAGAGGUGGACUGCAAUCUACUUUAUCUUGUAAAAGAGAAAGGGAUAUUUAAUCAAUUAACUAAUGGUUUUGACAUCAGCUAACAUUCCAUAUGAGCUGGAGUGCUCAGAGUACAGUUGGCUGCCUUUUGUGUUCUGGUCUCUGAUGUUUUCCAGUUAGCGUACUGCAGAGAAGAUGAACAAUUGUGAAAUGUUUCCUGGGUUUGUCAUUGCCAUAAGAAAGUUUUCUCACUGAAUGUUAAGUUUAGCAUUUUUGUGGGGAGUUGAUAAUCUGUUGGAAUCUUAAGCAUUAAGUAUAAAAUUUCAUUUUAUUUGCAUUAAAACUUAAGAUUGUGUUUAAAUUACCACAUGUAAGUUACUGUGUCACUGAAGCAGUUCUGGUGCUGGCAAUAAAGAUGUAAAAUGGGAAGAGUUUAGUUUAGUCCUCAAAAUCAAUCUAUUUUUUAUAUUUGUAUUAAACUGCCAAAGAAUACUUCUCAUACCUGAGCUCCCCUCAGUCCUCAGACUUCUGCAUAUCUCAGCUAAAAAGACUUGACUUAUACUGGAGGCAGAUCUCGAGGUCUAAGAUUUGUCUAUAGAGGGGUGCUUAAUGAAACUGAUUAGUUCAGCUGCAUUUGAUCCAAUUUAAUCAAAUCGAUUACAGCUCAUUUAAUUGUGAUUUAAGUGUUCCUCACAGAGUUAAUGUAGUUGAACUAAUCUGUAUUAUCACUUAGUUGGGAUUAUUUUACUGUCCCUGUGUGGGCAGUCUUCAGUGAUAUGUGCCAAAUGCACUGUGCAUAUCCACAACUUGAUCUCUGAAUGUAUGUCAUUGCAGUUAACACCUCCCCAGCUUGUUCUAUGUGAAGGUCUGUGGUAUAGCUGUGACAUGCUGUAUGGCUGUAGUCUCCGGGUACCUGUACAUAUUGUGUAAAGCAAGUUUUUAUGAUUAGGGAAUCAAUUUAUUGAACUUUAUUAUUGAAAGUUAAAUCUGAAUCUGUAAACCAAGAAAUCAAUAAAAGACUAUAAUCUUUCUA
Melopsittacus undulatus (budgerigar) is the source of this 3425-nucleotide messenger RNA. It is a transcript of the gene NUS1, whose product is annotated as NUS1 dehydrodolichyl diphosphate synthase subunit. NCBI's taxonomy places the organism in Eukaryota, Metazoa, Chordata, Aves, Psittaciformes, Psittaculidae. Gene Ontology annotation, molecular function: ditrans,polycis-polyprenyl diphosphate synthase [(2E,6E)-farnesyl diphosphate specific] activity. The record is from RefSeq and is a predicted model, not a curated record. The transcript is spliced from 5 exons. Gene Ontology annotation, cellular component: dehydrodolichyl diphosphate synthase complex; endoplasmic reticulum membrane. The coding region runs from base 224 to 1090 and encodes 288 amino acids.